AAAACUGGCCGCUUUCUCUCUCUCCCUCGCCUCAGCUGUGAGAGCGCAGCGCGACCGCGCAGCUCAGAGACUCAGAUACUUCCUUAAUUUCUCAAUUCCGCCACCCACUUUUAUCCAAUUAUCCCCCAAACUUAAGUUAGCAGAACAGCCGGUCACCGGCAAUGCCGGAAUUCCGGCGAGACCGGUGGCGCUGAGUUCGAUCGCCAUCUUCUACACGCCAUGCCUACGCUCCUCCUCCGUCGGCUUCUUUUCCUCUUCCUCACUUCAUUCCUCCCCACUUUCGCCGUCGGGCAAAACCUCAGCUCCGCCGUGGAUCUCGCGGCACUCUUUCGUCUUCGCGCUUCGUUGGGUCUGCGCGCGCGAGACUGGCCCCGUCGGGCCGACCCUUGCUCCUCAUGGGCAGGCGUCGGCUGCGACAAGAGCGGGCGGGUCGUUUCUCUCAACCUCUACGGUCUCCGGCGGACGCGGCUCGGCCGCCGGAACCCUCGAUUCGCGGUUGAAGGUAUCCAGAACCUGACACGCCUGGUUUCUUUCAACGCCACCGGGUUCACUCUCCCCGGCUCCAUUCCGAACUGGUUCGGAAGCCGGCUCCCCCCAUCUAUCGCCGUUAUUGAUCUCCAUCGCGCCUCGGUCUCCGGGGACAUACCUUAUAUUCUCGCAGGCGGUCUCACCGUGCUUUCUCUCGCUGAGAACUCCAUCACCGGUAACAUACCCCCAACCAUCGGCCAAUUGAGAAACCUCUCAGUCCUCGACCUCUCUCGAAACGCGCUCUCUGGCAAUAUCCCUGUGGCGCUCAUCGGCCUCGGCAGUCUCUCGUAUCUUGACUUGUCCUCCAAUUUCCUCACCGGUACUGUGCCUUCGGAGAUAGGAGCUUUGCGGCAGCUGAAAACUCUAAUUCUCGCCAAUAACAGUCUCACUGGCUCCAUUCCUCGGGAGCUAGGCAACCUCUCUUCCCUCGUCACCCUCGAUCUCGGGUUCAAUUCUUUGUCCGGUACAUUGUCUCGUGGAUUGAACAAGCUCAGGAGCUUGCGUAAUCUAAACUUGGGUAGCAACUUAUUCAGUGGCUCUAUAGGGGUUCGCCUCUUCUCCAGUAUAAAACAGCUUGAGUUAAUCACAUUGAGCCGGAACAACUUGUCUGGCGAGCUCCCCGAUUCAUUGUGGUCUUUAUCGAAGUUGCGAUUUCUUGAUGUCGCCUACAACAACUUUACGGGCAGUCUGCCGAAGCUUUCAGUGAUCAAAGCCAAUGGCUCCAGCGGUGGUUCAUUUAAUGUAUCUCAUAAUCUCUUGUAUGGUUCUAUUUCUUCUGGUUUUGCAAUCCUGCUUUCUACUUUUAAUUAUGUGGAUCUAUCAGAUAAUUACUUGCAAGGUUCUGUGCCUCACAAUAGUGCUAGCAGUAAUUUAUCUGUUAAAUCAAAUUGCUUUCAGAAUGCCUCGAACCAAAGAAGCCAGGCUGAUUGUCAGGAGUUCUAUAAGGAGAGAGGGAUAACCUAUGAUGGGUCUGGGAAUCCAAUUUCGCCUCCCCCUAGCUCAAGCUCCAGCUCAUCCAAAAGCAAGAACACUUGGAAGUAUAUUGUGGCAGCAGUUGUUGGAGGAACGGCCCUCCUAGUGUUUGUAGUAAUUUGUCUGUUGCUGUAUUUUUGUUGGCGCAGAAGCCAUUCAUCUGAUCAGAGGGAGGUGACUCCGGAUGCUGCUCCAUCUGCCCCCGAAGGAGGCAAGGAACCACUUCCUUCAGUUGGUGUCAACUUGCCAGCAGUGGGAGAGGUAUUCACAUUUGUGCAGUUGGCACAUGCAACCUCGGAUUUUGGUGAGGGGAACCUAAUCAAACAUGGGAAGUCAGGAGAUAUCUACCAGGGAGUUUUGGAAAAUGGGAAUCAUGUGGUCGUGAAGAGAAUAGACAUGAACAGUGUCAAUAAGGAAGCUUAUCAGGUGGAAUUGAAUUUCUUUGCCAGAUUUUCUCAUGAGAGAUUUGCUCCUUUUGUGGGACAUUGUAUGGAGAAUGAGAAUGAGAGAUUUCUUGUUUAUAAACAAAUGCCUCAUCGUGAUUUAGCUAAUGCACUUUAUAGAAAGGCAGCGCAGGAAGAUGAGGGCUUACAGUCUCUGGAUUGGAUAACCAGGUUGAAGAUUGCAACAGGAGCGGCGGAGGCUCUCUGUUACCUCCAUCAUGAGUGCGAACCACCAUUGGUUCAUAGAGAUAUUCAAGCAAGCAGUAUCCUUCUCGAUGAUAAAUUUGAAGUGCGUCUUGGAAGCUUGAGCAAUGUAUGUGAUCAAGAAGGAGAUAGCCACCAAAAUGUCAUUUCUCGGCUUUUGCGAUUGUCACAGACAUCUGAGCAAAUUUCCACUGGGCUCCCGCCAGCGUCUUGGUCCUACGAUGUAUAUUGCUUUGGUAAGGUUUUGCUGGAGUUGGUCACAGGCAGACUUGGUCUCAGUGGCUCAAACGAUCCCACCACAAAUGAAUGGCUCGAUCACACAUUACGCUUUGUAAACAUAUGUGAGAAGGAGCUUGUGACCAAAAUAGUUGACCCCUCGCUGAUCGUCGAUGAGGACCUCAUUGAGGAGGUAUGGGCAAUGGCGAUUGUGGCCAAGUCCUGUCUGAAUCCCAAACCCUUGAAACGGCCCCUAAUGAGAUACAUUUUAAAAGCAUUGGAGAAUCCUUUGAAGGUGGUUAGAGAUGACAACAAUUCAGACUCGGCAAGAUUAAAAGCUACUUCAUCAAGAGGCUUGUGGAAUGCAGCUUUCUUUGGAAGCUGGCGACAAAGUUCGUCGGAUAUUCCUUCGGUUUCAGUGCUGGCGAGGGAAGAUAGGUCUUUGAGGCGGUCGGGUACGAUGAGAUCGCAAGGGAGUGGCGGAGAGCAUUCUUUCUCCGGUCGGAGGUCUUCGAAGGAGAUCUGCCCGGAGCCGCCUGAUGGUGAUGAUUGAGGCAACUUUUAACAUAUUCUUUAUAAUAUUGUGAUUCAUUGCAGGCUCCCUAUUCGUGUGCCUGUCACGCUUCAGACCUCAAAGGAGAGGUGGUAAAUGGUUCAGUAUGAGAUUUGUUCAUUAUCGCAUGAUACGUCCCCUGUGGAAAUGGUAGUUAAAGAAAGGUGUGAUCUCGGAACUUUUAUUUGCUCUGGUCACCUGAAGAAGUUAUAUAUAUUCGGAUCCCAGUAAAAUAGUGACAGGUGUUCUCACUAUUUACCGCGCGGCCCGACAACCCCAACCUGAAACGAGAUUGCUAUGUUUGCGUG
This is a messenger RNA of Dendrobium catenatum, 3224 nucleotides long. Its product is annotated as probable LRR receptor-like serine/threonine-protein kinase At2g16250. Gene Ontology annotation, biological process: protein phosphorylation. The record is from RefSeq and is a predicted model, not a curated record. The transcript is spliced from 4 exons. Lineage: Eukaryota; Viridiplantae; Streptophyta; Magnoliopsida; Asparagales; Orchidaceae. The coding region runs from base 220 to 2916 and encodes 898 amino acids. Gene Ontology annotation, molecular function: ATP binding; protein binding; protein kinase activity.